This is a messenger RNA of Solanum verrucosum, 1416 nucleotides long. RefSeq names its product serine/arginine-rich splicing factor RS31-like. The record is from RefSeq and is a predicted model, not a curated record. Gene Ontology annotation, biological process: mRNA splicing, via spliceosome. The coding region runs from base 411 to 1166 and encodes 251 amino acids. The transcript has 6 exons. NCBI's taxonomy places the organism in Eukaryota, Viridiplantae, Streptophyta, Magnoliopsida, Solanales, Solanaceae. Gene Ontology annotation, cellular component: nuclear speck. Gene Ontology annotation, molecular function: RNA binding.
AGGUUUUACUGGAGGUGAAGAUGAGGCCUAUUUUUGUUGGGAACUUUGAGUUUGAUACUCGUCAGUCAGAACUGGAACGGUUUUUCUCCAAGUAUGGAAGAAUAGAGCGAGUCGACAUGAAAUCUGGCACAUCUACUAAGGAAAAAGAGCUUCUAUCAUGGCUCAACACUUCUCUGCCCCUAUCUGCCUGCCUGCUCUCCUCCUUCUCACUGAUGGAAUUGUUCUGAAUUUCUUACAUCGAUCUUCUGUCAUUCACUUACUUCACUACUCAUGUUGCUUAUCACGAGAAUGAUCAUGGUGGGAUCAGUCAGUUCAUCAUGCCAUGCCUACCACUACUAAUAAAGGGGAUCAAUGAAUUAUAUCAUGCCAUGCCUACCAAUUCUGAAAUCGUGCUCUGAAAUUGGUGAUGCAUGCUUAGCAAUGACUACUCAGACCUGAGUUUUAAACCUUUAAUAAGCCUUCAUCACCUUGACCAUCAUCAUCAUCAUCAUCAUGAUCUAGUUCAUGCAAGGCCCUCUACUUCCUUACUUUCCUCAAGUCCUCACAUAAUUGCAGGGUAUGCUUUUGUCUACUUUGAGGAUGAGCGAGAUGCAGCAGAUGCAAUCCGUGGGACUGACAACAUGCCAUUUGGUUAUGAAAGGCGCCGGCUGUCCGUGGAAUGGGCAAAAGGUGAACGUGGUAGGCAUCAUGAUGGCCCCAAGUCUGGUGGAAACCAGAGACCAACCAAAACAUUGUUUGUAAUAAAUUUUGACCCUAUUCGUACUAGGGUCCGAGACAUAGAAAAACACUUUGAACCUCACGGCAAAGUCCUUCAUGUUCGCAUCCGCCGCAACUUUGCAUUUGUGCAGUUUGAAAAUCAGGAAGAAGCCACAAGAGCUUUGGAGUGUACACACAUGAGUAAGGUCCUGGAUAGAGUGGUUUCUGUGGAGUAUGCAUUGAAGGAUGACGAUGAGAGGGGGGACAAAUAUAACAGCCCAAGACGAGAUUAUGGCAGGCAAAGGGAUAGUCCUUAUCAAAGGUCACCAAGCCCAGUGUAUCGUAGGAACCGACCAAGUCCUGAUUAUGGCCGACCUCGGAGUCCUGUUCAUAAUGGUCCAUCAUAUGACAGAUACAGGAGUCCUCAGUAUGGAAGGUAUCGCAGCAGGUCUCCUGUCCGGAGGUCUUGAACUUGAGUCGGUUCAUUAUCUGGGAGAGCUUGUGCUGUCAUAAUGUAAAUGCUUGAUGCUGUCUGCUUGUGUAGGAGAAAGAUCUAUCUUUUAUCAGUGUAAUGGAUUAGCUGUUGCGUUUUGUUGCUUUAACUUAGUUGACUGUAGUUUGUGAAUUUAGCUGUUGGAACAUUGUGUAGUAGUAGUAUCGCAUUGCCUAUGAAUGUUGGAGACCAUUUGGUAUUAGCUCAUAGAUAGGUUUGGUUGGAAA